Messenger RNA from Magallana angulata, 2770 nucleotides. RefSeq names its product zinc finger protein 260-like. The record is from RefSeq and is a predicted model, not a curated record. Bases 132 to 2114 code for a protein of 660 amino acids. The transcript is spliced from 3 exons. Lineage: Eukaryota; Metazoa; Mollusca; Bivalvia; Ostreida; Ostreidae.
CAAAAUUUCCCAAUGAUACCGCCAUUUUGUUUUUCACCUCGAACUGGGUGUUUCUAGCAUGCGUUGUUUUAUCAAGGUAUCUGCUUAGCCUUGUCGUGUAAUUGGAACAGAAAAGAAAGACUUGGUGAAGUAUGUCAUCUGAAUUUCUUACAAUUGCUCCAAGUGAAGUAAGUGUGGACCAAGUAGGAGCCUCUGAUAUAGCACAACAACCGAAUGUUCCACAGGGAAGUCAAGAGAUCAUCAUAGAUGGAACCCCCCUCCAGAUUCCUGCGGGUAACUACCGGACAGAGUACCUUGAGGAUGGCACAGUGCAGGUCAUUGUUUACCAGGAGCCGGGCCAGCAGACACUUGAUAAUAAUGUGACACAGACCUCUCACCCCAAUCCUGUCAUGUUUCCAAUGGAGACGAUAGAGGUGAAAGGUCGACGUAGCCACGAUAUUGGAAUACAAAAUACAACAGUACCACACUUCAAUACCUAUAGCUUUGUUGAGCAGGGCACUCAGACUAUUCCCGCCCUGGACAUCAAUAUACAGCAAGAAAUAAAUCAACCUGAGCUAGAGGAUGAAGAUGAGGAAGAGGUUUUGACUCUGAAUCCUGUGAAGAAGAAGCGAGGAAGGCCCCCUAAAGCCCAGGUGAUCCAUAACCUUACUGUAUCAAAUGAUGGCAACAAAUUCUCUAGAGGCUCUAAAACUGUUUCCUUUCAUAAGUGCACCAUCUGUGGAAAAUGUUACAAAAACAAAGCGAACUGGAGUGCCCAUCUCAAGUUACAUGACAAGGAGGAGGUGUUUAUGUGUGGAUUUUGUGGACAAAUAUUUCAAAAAUCUGCAUUUCCACAGCAUUUAAAAACCCAUAAAAAAGAGAAUUCCAACAAUGAAAUUACUGUCCCCUCCAAUAUUGAGGCCUCAAGUUCAUUAGAGAAUGUGUCCAGCCAUUCAUUACAUAACGAGGCCAGACAGUUUAGUCCCACAAAGCAGACAGGAGUUAUGAAACCUGCCUCCACCAUUCCUGCCAAAGUGGACUUUAGGACAGGAAGCACUGAUCAGCAGAAAGAGGUCGUCCUCAGAAGUCAUCAGGUGACCCUCCCAAACCAGCAGGUUGCCACGGUGAUAGAUCUGGGAAGUUUGGGAAAUCUUCUGACCUCAGGAAACAAUAAUGCAAGUCAGACUGACAUGACAGGCAAAGAUGGAGAUCAAGAUAAUUCGCUUACUGGAAUGGAUGGAGAGAGCGAUGAUUCUAAAACCAAAUAUAUCUAUAAGUGUAAUGUUUGCGGCAAGGAGUACAAUAACAAGAGUAAUUGUCAUCGUCACCUGAAGACUCACACCCACGAAAAGACUUAUAAAUGCCCUGCUGAUGGAUGUGACAAGAUUUACAUGCAUAGAUAUGAGCUCCGCAUGCACAUGAGAAUUCAUACAGGAGAAAAACCAUUCAAGUGUCCUGUUUGUACCAGAGGGUUCAACGAAGGAGGAAAUCUGAGGCGCCACAUGAAGAUCCAUGCAGGGGAUGACACUCCAUACAAGUGUGGUGUCUGCUUCAAAGGUUUCAGUGAGAUGUUCCGCCUCCAAGUCCAUUUAAAGGUUCAUAGUGGGAAUAUUGUAUGCGAUACUUGUGGAAAGAAGUUUGGAAAAAUCUCUGAUUUGUACAGGCACAUUCGUAUCCACACUGGAGAUAAACCCUAUAAGUGCGAUAUCUGUGGAAAAGCUUUCUGCCAGAAAGUCAAUUUACAGACCCACUACAAGACACACACUGGGAAAAACCCAUUCAGGUGCACCCUGUGUAAUUUUGGCUUCAGCAAGAAAAGUAUAUAUGAUAAUCACAUGAGUGGCCACGAGCCAGAGGAGAUUGAAGAGCACGAGAUGAAUCUUAAAAUGCUGGGAGAAUCGGAGUCCGAGGAGACCAUCACCAUCAAGCAGGAACCCCGCACACCAGCCCCACCCCCUCAGGAAGAAGAAGAGGAGCCAGAGGAAGAACCCCAGCAAAUGGAGGUGGUCACAAUUGAUGGCAAAACUGGGCUGAUAGAAGUCACCCUGGAGAACCAGGAGUCAGAGACUGGUCUUAGUCAAGAGGAGCUGGCUCAGCUGGUGGCAGCAACCGUUGAGGAGCCUGAGGGCACCUGAUCAGGAAUACUGAGGGCACUUCAUUGGGAAACAGAGGGCACCUGUCAAGGAAACCAAGGGCAACAGUGGAAAUCCAGGAACUUAAUUUGGUGUUUAUUUUUGUUUGAUAAAAAAUUAAUAAAUGUUAAGGUGUUUAACUCUAUUAGAGUUGAUCAACUUUUAAAAGGAUAAGAAAGGGGAAGCAUAAGUGUUAUGUGUAUCUGGAUUCAUUUUUGAUUGACAUGAAUAAUAGGAGGACUAGAUUAAGCACAUUUUGCAUGUUUUGAUUUGUUAACUUAUUUUGAGUGAAUCUUUGAUAACUUUUCUAGAAUUAUAUGUUGAGUAGACAUUUACAUCUGUUGAAUGUGAUACAUUAAUAUUUAUUCAUUUGUUUGCUGCAGUCUAUCCUACAUCUGUACUACAAUAUAUAUCAUUAUUCCUUGUUACAUGUAUUCAUCAGUUUGCUAUCAAUACUCUGUAUAACUCAAGCUAUCAGGUACAUGAAUAUCGUUACAUUGACAUUUUGUUUGAAUGUGCAUAUUCCUACAUAAAAAUUUAGAAGUUAAGAAUACACAAAAUAAAGAAAGUACAUAUACUUUAAAACCUGCAGGCUUCAUUUAUUAUGCUACACUUUAUUUCAGUAAAUAUAUCUCAGGACCUUUUGCAUAACUUUAAGU